Topomyia yanbarensis is the source of this 3927-nucleotide messenger RNA. RefSeq names its product zinc finger protein OZF-like. The record is from RefSeq and is a predicted model, not a curated record. Gene Ontology annotation, molecular function: chromatin insulator sequence binding; RNA polymerase II cis-regulatory region sequence-specific DNA binding; DNA-binding transcription factor activity, RNA polymerase II-specific. Gene Ontology annotation, biological process: regulation of transcription by RNA polymerase II. Gene Ontology annotation, cellular component: chromosome. Bases 382 to 2007 code for a protein of 541 amino acids. The transcript has 3 exons. Lineage: Eukaryota; Metazoa; Arthropoda; Insecta; Diptera; Culicidae.
AACUCAAAUUUUGAGUAGUUUUGAAUGAGCGUGCACGAUUAAGCAUACCGCGGUGGCGGUACACAGAAUAACUUUGGGCUUGGUCGGUAAACAUCGUAAAAGUUGGAGUCAGUGAAUGCGGUGAAGACGUGUGUUCCGUGUGCUGUACCUGUAAAGGCUUUAAGUGGAAUCUUUGUUUCCUAAAAACAACGAAUAGCUUGAAGAAUUAUGUAGUGUAUCUCUAUAUAAAGGUACAUAUUCGAAGUGGAUCGGAUUCUUGCAAGAUUUGACGGAAGUACUAAGAAAGAAGUGAAAACUUACUCGAAAUCAGCAGCACCUGAUCGAUAGCGGCUAACUCAGCGAUCUCGUCGGAAUAUAAAUUCAAGUGUCAGCUGCAUUAGCAUGGAGCAGCAAAAUCCAAAAUCUAAUGAAAACAAAUUAGGAAAACCCGUCGAAGUCAACACCUCUACUCAUUUGAAAGUAGAAGAAAUCGUAAAGAUAGAUACAUUGCCCGAAAAAACUGACAGGGACAACAAAUUAACAGAACCCGUCGAACUGAACACCUCAAUUCAGGUGAAAGUAAAGGAAAUGAAAAUAACAGAUAGGCCGCCUAAAAAUGGAAAUAAGGUGAAAAAAAUAAGUGAACCCGUCGAAAUCAACACCUCUAUUCCGAUUAAAGUAGAGGAAAUCGAAAUAAUAGAUUCAUUGACCGAAUUAAAAACGGAACCGCAGGAAGCGGAUGCCGCCAACCAUCGAUGUGAGGUUUAUUGCGAAAAUUUCCCAAAAAAUCACUCGAGUGAGGCACCUUUCAACUGUGAAUUGUGUGGAGAAAGCUUUCCCAUGCUCUGGGACCUUGUGCUUCACAAGGGGGAUUACAGGCUCAAGAAUGAACUUUCUAAGUGCGCCAAACACGAAUCUCUCAGGGUAAUUAGCACAGCAUGUGAGAUAUGUGGAAAGGAGUAUGAUACGCUCAGAAAGCUAAAAGGUCAUAUACUGACUCAUUCAGAUGAGAAACCUUUCAAGUGUGAAAUGUGCGAGAAAAGCUUUCGUCUGCUCAGUCAACUAAAAAAACAUGACUUGGUGCACACAGAUCAUAAAAGAUACCAAUGUAAAGUGUGCGAUAAGAAGUUCAAAUUUAACUGCGACCUAAAAUGUCACUGGACAAUUCACACAAAUGAAAAACCGCACAGAUGUGAUGUGUGUGGGAAAGAAUAUCGUACAAAAGCUGUUCUUAAAACUCAUCAGAAUAUUCACACUAACGAAAGUUCUCACAUGUGUCAAGUGUGUGGAAGAGAAUUUCGCAAAAUGUCAAAUCUCAGAAGACACAUGAAUAUUCACCCAGGCACAAAGCCGCACAGAUGUGAAGUGUGUGGGAAAGAAUUUAGUACAAACGCUCUCUUUAAAAACCAUCAGAAUAUUCACACAAACGAAAAACCGCACAUAUGUGAAGUGUGUGGAAGAAAAUUUCGCGAAAUGCCGAGUCUCAUAAAACACAUGAAUAUUCACACUGGCAAAAAGCCGCACAGAUGUGAAGUGUGUGGAAAAGAAUUUCGUACAAAAGAUGUCUUUAAAAACCAUCAGUAUAUUCACACAAACGAAAAACCGCACAUAUGUGAAGUGUGUGGAAGAAAAUUUCGCAUAAUACGGAAUCUCAAAAGACACAUGGAUAUUCACACAGGCAAAAAGCCGCACAGAUGUGAAGUGUGUGGAAAAGAAUUUCGUAUAAAAGAUGUCCUUAAAAACCAUCAGAAUAUUCACACAAACGAAAAACCGCACAUAUGUGAAGUGUGUGGAAGAAAAUUUCGCGAAAUAGGGAAUCUCAAAAGACACAUGAAUAUUCACACAGACAGAAAAUCACACAGAUGUGAUGUGUGUGGGAAAGGAUUUCGCGAAAAGCAGAACCUCAAUCGUCACAAAAUUGUUCACGAAAGCAAAGAACUAAAACCGUUCAAGUGUGAAUUGUGCGGAAAAGGACUUCGUUUUCGCGAUAACCUAAGCCGUCACAUGUCGACGGUUCACUCGAUGUAAACACUGUAAAUAUGGCCUGUAUGACCAGAUUUAGACACACAUAUGUCCGAAAAAAAACAUUAAAAGUUCUACAAAGAAAGACAGCAAGCCAAGAAAACGCUGUUCAAAAUUUAUGUUGUUCUAGAUAUUUCCUAAACAAAGCUGGUAGUUUAAAUUAUGCACUGUACACUAAGGGCAGAUCACUCUAGAAAUGUACAUCAAAUUUGCAUCGAAAUUGAAAAAAUGUAUUUAAUGUCCAUUUUGCAUCAAUUUUACACUCCCUCGCAGAUAAGUCUGUCGAACAAACGCCCUGCGCCGAUCCACUUCGUUCGAUGUUUUUUUUUGGAUGUAGAUAUAGUUUCUUGCAGGGCUUUGACGCCCUACCCGCAACGCAAAAUACAUUCUAUUUUGAUGGCAAGAAACAGCGAUUAAUAUUCUUGAUUUAAAAAUGCAUCACAGGUGAUCUGCCCCUAGAUUGUGCAUCAUAGAAGACUCAGAAUACAUUACACCAGAAAACAGUAUUUUAUUCCUAGUUUUAAGACAGCUUUAAACUUUAUCAUAAAAAAAUAUUCAUCCCCAUCUUGUAAGAUAGCUGUGAAACUUCUCAUAAAAAUUUGUUCCUCUUCUUGUAUAUUAAUCUGUAUUCCUAGUCUUAAGAGAGCUGAAAUUUUUGAAAAAACUAUUGUUCAAUCUUGAUUAUCGAAUCAUAUUUUUAGUAUUAAUUGGUAAAAAAAUGUUCCUUUCAAUAUUAAAACAAAUUGUUCAUUGUAGCCCCUUAGUUUUAAGAUAUGUAAAAAAAGCAAAUUGGCACCGCCAAGCUACCGCAUUUGUGCCUAUUAAAUAAACGAACUGAAUAAAAAAAUACACUACGUAUACAACGUUUGGAAGGCACCGAACCUUAGCCAACCAACCAGAAAACCUUGUACGGCGAGCGAUCUGUAGAUGUUGAAAAAUAUUUAUUUCGGCGUCAUAUCAGAGUCUGUAAAUGGACAAAUCCACAUGCAAGCGCCUAAAAGAGACUUCUUGAAGUCUUAUGAAGACUCGACACUUUUUGGCCGGAUUUGGCAUGUUUCAUUCUGCCUGGCCAGUCUUAUACUGGCACAAAACUAAUAAUGGUUCUUCGCAGUGCAUCCGCCCUAUCCAAAAAUAUAAUCCACCAUGAAGACAAAUGUUCAUGAAAUCCCAAAAAAAAAAAUUAAAAUGCCCUUUUAAAAAUGUGUUUACACAUAUCGACCCUGGCUUUACUCUUGAUUUGAUUAAAUGAGUUACGGCAAAUGUUUGAGGAUAUUUGAAGGGCGCCGCGAAUUGUGUAGUGUAUAAAUAUUCAUGUACGGUGCUUCACACAGGCAGUUCAGCUAGCUAAAUUAAAAAUGUCAGUUAUAAGGACAAAUGGAGAAUGCUCGGCGUCGCGGCAGCGCGCACUCGGCGUCUUCUAUAUUUUGACUGUUUUACAUUCCCGCCAUUGAAAAUAAUUGUACCGAUUAUAUUGAUGGAUUCGAGAGAAACAAAAAUAUUAUGCAUACUUUCUAUUCCCGUCUCUUUUAUUCUGCUGUGAUUUUUAUGUAUUUUCUAGCAUAUACUUCUAAUAAGCAUUCAAUGAAUGGAUAGACCGAAUAUGUCCAAUGCAUAAAAUUUACAGCAGAAGAAACGAGAGGCAGAUAGAAAAGUAUGCUACCGAUGCAUUAAUAAAAUUCUGCGUGUAACGGAUUAGAAUGAAGCAGAGAGAAUAGGGAGAGAGACGAAUAGUGUGAAGCCAAAAAUACCUGCCUGAGUUGGAGGAGAUAAGUACUGUACAUCCAUCAAAAAAGAAAUAUAAAUUUUCGUCAGAAUUUACUUAAAUCGUGAUUGUAAGGUGCAUUUUAGAGUACAGUCGUGAUUUGCUGGUUGGGCCACACCUAUGUUCAACUAACGAAUUUGAUUCGUUAGUUGGACCGACUGAGA